Molecule: messenger RNA, 4300 nt
Organism: Thalassophryne amazonica
Lineage: Eukaryota; Metazoa; Chordata; Actinopteri; Batrachoidiformes; Batrachoididae
Gene: kif4
Product: kinesin family member 4
Exons: 31
Coding region: 110-3832 (1240 amino acids)
Biological process (GO): microtubule-based movement; mitotic spindle organization
Molecular function (GO): microtubule motor activity; microtubule binding; ATP binding
Source: RefSeq, a predicted model, not a curated record
UAUUUAGUUAGCUGCUUAGUAGCGUAGUUAAAAGUUGAUUUCAGCUGCGGGAGAUUAUUUUGUUGUGUUUGAGAGGGUACCGGAUGAAAAAAAGUGGAGAAUCUUCAUCAUGACUGAGGUCGAUAAGGUGAUCCCAGUGCGGGUCGCCUUGCGAUGUCGUCCGCUGGUUCCUAAGGAAAUCGAUGAGGGGUGUCAGAGCUGUCUGACCUUCGUGCCUGGAGAACCACAGGUUAUUGUUGGAGCAGAGAAGGCGUUCACAUACGAUUAUGUGUUUGACCCUGCUGCUGAACAAGAAGAAGUCUUCAAUGCGGCAGUGUCCCCCUUGUUAUCUGGGCUUUUCAAAGGUUAUCACGCCACAGUUCUUGCGUAUGGACAGACGGGAUCUGGGAAGACCUUCUCCAUGGGAGGAACGUACACAUCAGCUCAAGAGAGCGAUCCUUCAGUCGGCGUUAUUCCUCGAGUCAUCAGAAGAAUCUUUGAAGAAAAGGAGAAAAGUGCUGACUGUGAAUUCUGUCUGGAGGUGUCUUACUUGGAGAUCUAUAAUGAAGAUAUAUUGGACUUACUAUGUACAUCUAAAGAGAAACCUGCACUCAGCAUCCGGGAAGACCCUAAAGACGGCAUCAAGAUUGUGGGGUUGACUGAUAAGCAGGUCUUCACUGCCCAGGAGAUGGUGAGCUGUCUAGAAUUGGGAAACUCUGCUCGCACCGUGGGCUCCACCGCCAUGAAUAUUGCGUCUUCUCGCUCACACGCCAUCUUCACCAUCACGUUGGAGCAGCGCAGAGGGGCCGACAAAAUCAAUUCAGUAAUUUCAAAAUUUCACCUUGUUGACCUGGCUGGUUCAGAGCGCCAGAAGAAAACCAAGGCAGAAGGCGAUCGCUUAAAAGAAGGUAUCAGCAUCAACAGAGGCCUUUUGGCUUUGGGUAAUGUGAUCAGUGCCUUAGGCGAUGAAAGCAAGAAAAAUGCUUUUGUACCUUACAGAGACUCCAAACUUACCCGACUGCUGCAAGAUUCUUUGGGAGGCAACAGCCACACAUUGAUGAUCGCAUGCGUCAGUCCCGCAGACUCCAACAUGGAGGAAACGAUCAACACGCUGCGAUAUGCUGACAGAGCUCGCAAAAUUAAAAACAAGCCCAUCAUCAAUAUUGAUCCCACUGUUGCAGAAAUGAAGCGUUUGAAACAACAGGUCCAGGAGCUACAGGUGAUGUUGCUUCAUGCCCGUGGAGGUGUAGCGCCAGCCCUUUCUGGUCCGGAGCCAGCUGAGAGCGUGACGAAGCUUGUGGAGAUGAACCGGAUGCUGCAGGAUGAGAACAGUAAGCUGAGCAGAGAGCUGAGUGAGGCGGCCGGACAGACCGCCUUCAUGUGUGAGAAGAUCAUCGCGGCAGAGCAAGUCAACGAGAAACUUCAAAGCAAACUGGAGCAACUGCGAGCGCAUGCAGCAUGUACAGUGGAUCUGAAGAAAGUGUUGGACACAUUAGAGGACCAGGAUUUAAAGGACAAAGUUGAGUUGAUGCAGAACCUGCAAGAACUCAUCUUAGAGCAUAAGAAUGAGAGCACUGGCAUCGCUGCUUCCAUUGACGCUCUGAUGGCUGGAGAGGACGCCACCGCUGACAGCAGUGGGACAAAUUCAACAGAUGACACUCCAGUGGAUGUCACAGGCUUCACUGGCAAAGACUUGCCAGAGGGCCUUGCAACCCAUCAUGCACUACGUCAGGCCCAGCUCUCCAAGGAGCUUUUUGAACUGAACAAAGUGUUGCUUUUGAAGGAGGCCUUUAUGAAAAAAAUGUGCGACAACAAUAGUCAGCUGGAACCAAUGCAGACAGAGCACCAAAAAAACAUUCAGUCUCUUCAGACUGCCUUGGACUCCCUGCUGAAGGAGAAAGAGGAGCUCGUUCUGGCACUUCAGUCUGCAAAAAAAGACAACAAUCAGGCAAAGGUGAGUGAACAGCGCAGGAAGAGGCUGCUGGAGCUUGAGGGCCAACUUGUCGAAAUGAAGAAGAAGCUGUCGGAACAGUCCAGACUUCUGAAACUCAGAGAGUCCUCUGUGCAAAACGUGAACAAGCUGACGCAGGAGAUUCAGGCUAUGAAGUCUCAGCGCACACAGCUGAUGAGGCAGAUGAAAGAGGACUCUGAGAAAUUUAGAGUCUGGAAGAGCAAAAAGGACAGGGAAGUCCUUCAGCUGAAGGAGAAGGAUCGUAAGCGCCAGUACGAGCUUCUGAAGAUGGAGAGGGACUUCCAGAAGCAGGCCAACGUUCUGCGUCGCAAAACUGAGGAGGCGGCGGCUGCAAACAAGCGGCUCAAAGACGCCCUGCAGAAGAGAAGCGAAGGAGCCAAGAAACGCAAAGAGCCCCUGAACAGAGGGAUGGACGGGGCUGCUGCGAGGGUGAAGGCCUGGUUACUGAAUGAAGUGGAGGUGAUGGUGAGCACAGAGGAAGCCCAGCGCCACCUGAAGGAUCUUCUGGAGGACCGAAAGAUUCUGGCACAAGAGAUCAGCCAGCUCAAACAGCAGAUCGAGGUGGGGGAUCGACCCGUCCCCAAAAUAAGGCGCCGGACACUAAUAAUGUCUGAACUGACCAUUCAAAGGGUGCUGGAGACGUCCCUGUCCAAGCAGCUGGAGAACAUGGAGACAGAAAUGGACCUCAGGAACGCUCAGAUCGCUGACCUUCAGCAGAAAGUUGUCAUGGCAGAGAGUGAAGGGCGCUUCAAGCAACGCUUGGACAGCUUCACCAGCAUCGUGGACGCUAAGUGUGCCCUGAAACUCCUGAUGAGUGAGGUGGUGUCUGCCAAAACUGCCAGUGCCACCCUGGAAAGUGAUCUCAAAUACGAGAAAGGCAAUGUGCAAGACCUGAGGAAGAUGCUGUCUGAGGAGAGGAGUGUGAUGUCCACCAUGGACGUGGAGCACCAGCAGCAGCUGGUGGAACUGGAGCAGAAACAUCAGGAUGAGGUCCAUUACCUCCUGAACCAGCUUCAGAACAAACCCAUAUGUGGCGCGUCCAACGAAAUGCAGCAGAAAGACGAGGAGUCAUCGAAGGAGAAGGAGGAGCUCCUACAGCGCCUGAAAGUCCAGGAGAAAGAGCUGGAGAAGCUCCAGGAGUUAAGGGAGCAGAACGAGCAGUACAGACAGAAACUGAUGCUGCUUCAGCGGACAAGCGGGAAAAAAGUUCUUGUCCCCACAUCCAGCAAUGAAAAAACCACAGACGAUUCAUUUGAGUACAUUCCUCCGAAGUUCCAGCCUAAAGGGCGAAGAUUCACCACAGCGAAGGCACCGCUGAAUACGACCAUCAACAUAGAAGAAAUAAUGUCUCCCAGUGAUGACGACGAUGAGGAGGAAGAGGAGGAGGAGUGGCAUCCUGAGAAAAAUGAAAAGGGACGCAGAAAUUCAAGGACGUCCAAAGCGUGUGGGUGUGCGUGUAAAGGUCGCUGCAGCAACAAGCUAUGCCCGUGCCGCAAAGGGAAGGCGGCGUGUGGAGAGAACUGCAAGUGCAAUCGGGAAAAGUGUCGAAACCAGGAGCUCGCCGAGGAUGGAAUGCAGACAGGAGGUGCUGCCAGACACUCUGUGUUCCAUCAAGACCCGGAUUCCACUUCCAUGAUUCCUGAGAACAGCACAUUCUUUAAUCCACCAUCUUGUACACCCACCAAGAAAGUGCUGAAGGAAAUUGGAGACAUGGGAGGUCCCACUGCACACCUGAAUUUGGUCAAGAAACCCGUCUUCACCCUGGAGGCAGAGGAAGAUGAGGACAAAACCGCCAGCUUCCUCAAAAAGAAAAAACGAUUCUUGAGCAGUUGCCACAACAGUUUUUUCUCCGGCUGCACACCAAUCGAUGAGGAAACGUAACAAAUGUCCAUCGACCUUCUAGCUCCUGCCUGUCUGAUUUGUUUUUUGUUUUAUGUGAAUUGGAACCAGGUGAUCAAGCAAUCUGUGAAUACUGUCAUUUCAGUUUUUCCAUCCUAUUUUACACUGUCUGUUCAAUAAACAAAUAAAUUAAUAAAUAGGCUUCACAUCUGAUUUUUAUUUUGAUUUCUAACAAAUAACAAACAUUAAGCGCUUUUUUUUUUUUCUCUCAUAAUGAAAGUGAGCAGCUCGGCCUGCACUUCAGCAACACCUAAUACACCUGCUCCUACUUUCUAUAAAGCAGAGACAUUUAUAUAAAGGUCCACUCAGGUCUGUGCUAUAUUACACCGGCACAAUAAACUUUGUUUUUGUAUCAGAUUUAACCAGCCUUUAACAUGCACUUUCAGUUUGGUGACUUAUGAAAUGAACAUUUAUUGUUUGUAUGUUAUUAAUAAAUUUGAUGGACUCAGU